AUGCAGAUACUUCGGACAUUUAACCGUUAUUAUAUGUUUUCCAUUUGCGAAUUAAAUCUUCUACAAAUUUUCCGGGACGGUUUUUCGACUACUGAGUUUGUCAGUAAUCUCGACAUCUUAGAGCAACGUCUGAAGAGGAGGAUGCAAGUUGAAAGGCGGGAUCUUAGAGACCCUCAGGAUGACCCGGCGUUUCAAGCGCAGGAUGUCGUGCCAUUGGUCUAUUUAGCAAGCGACACUAGGUUGGAGAAGAGGUGGGUCAAAUGCCCAUUCAAAUUAAUAAAUGUCGGUAGUGUAGAUAUCGCAGGAGCUACAGAGAGACUGGGGUAUUACAUCUGA
Molecule: messenger RNA, 336 nt
Organism: Morchella sextelata
Lineage: Eukaryota; Fungi; Ascomycota; Pezizomycetes; Pezizales; Morchellaceae
Exons: 1
Coding region: 1-336 (111 amino acids)
Source: RefSeq, a predicted model, not a curated record